AUGUUACUUAUGCCAAUCACAUACGGCAACAGACAAAAUUCAGAUGACCCACCGUGUAUCUCUUUCCUAAAUUCCACCAUUAAAGUGGUUUCUUCUUUCCGUUAUCUCGGGGUCAUAUGGGAUAGUAAGCUUACUUUCACAGAACACUUCAGGCACGUCCGUCGGAAAAGUGAUCUGCUCAUGUACAAAUUAAAUACAGUGGCCAACAGAUUCUUUUCCAGACAUCACCAUCUGCACAGACGCAUCUACACAGGCGCAUUCGAACCUUACGCCCUUUUUGGGCCCCUCAUCAAAAUUCUUAAAGCCUUUCGGACUACCAGCACACAUGCACUACAAGUUCUUGCAGGCAUUUUGCCUCUUCGCCUUAGAGCUAAAGAACUCUUUGCAAAUUUCCUCAUGAAAGUGCAAAAAAUUCAAGUCAAAUUUGAUGACACUAACCUUGAUCCUGAACUUUAUGAACCUACUUUUAACCCAUAUGACCAACAUCCUUGCGAGUGGUUUACAUUCCCUUUCCAGAAAAAUCCACCUUCAGGAGAUGGAAUAGAAAUAUUCACUGACGGAUCUAAAAUUGGCGACCGGGUGGGAUCCGCCAUUGCUUGCUAUUACUUCGCCCUUGCUUCGCCUAAACGCAAAAGCGGGAUGCUGAAGCAACUUGCCGACAAAAUAAAAUCAGUCAAUUCCCACCGACGACUCUCCUUCCAUUGGGUCAAAGCACACAUCGGUGUGGAAGGCAACGAAGUAGCCGAUAAACAAGCCAAAUAUGGUACUGAGAAAAAUUCCAUUGACUCACACGUCCCCAGGUCUCAUGGCACCUUGAAGGCUGACAUUCGGCGUUGCAUUCUUGCAGAAUGGCAAAAUGAAUGGGCCUAUAGCUCAAAAGGUCCUCAGACACAUAAAUACUUUCCAAAUGUCUCUACCAAAAGGAAAUCCUUUCAUCCCUUCCUGAUUCUAUUCCUCUCGGGUCAUGGGAGAUUUCCUUACUACUUCAACAAAUUCGGUAUCACCAACGAUCCACUCUGUGACUGUGGCAAAGUUGGAACACCAGACCACUAUAUUUACGAGUGCAUUCACACUCAAUCACUUAGACAAAAAAUAAAAAAUGCUCAAGAUAAAGAUCAUCUUAUCAAAGAUCCUCACAACUUGCAUAUUAUCCACCAAAUCAUCGCGUGGAUAAACAACCACAUUCCUAGGCUCUAA
Messenger RNA from Argiope bruennichi, 1197 nucleotides. RefSeq lists its product as uncharacterized. The coding region runs from base 1 to 1197 and encodes 398 amino acids. Gene Ontology annotation, molecular function: nucleic acid binding. The record is from RefSeq and is a predicted model, not a curated record. The transcript is spliced from 3 exons. Lineage: Eukaryota; Metazoa; Arthropoda; Arachnida; Araneae; Araneidae.